AUGUAUUUUGUGGCUGAUUGCUUAAGGAUGUCUUGUUUUCUUGCAACAAAAGCACUUAUGCAGUCCAUGUCAGCUGGGGUAAAGGCAAGGGUGUCCUUUCAGCAAGCAUACAGGACUAAGAAAGCUGAUGUGCAACAACUUGAAAAGUCCUUGAAAGAACAGUAUGCAAGGGUGCAAGAAUAUGCAAGUGAGCUGAGAAGGGUGGACUCGGACACAACUGUUGAAAUCAAAUGUGAUUUCAACAAUCUUGACAAGGCCCUUAUCUUUAAAAGAAUGUAUAUUUGCUUGAGUGCACUAAAGAUGGGGUUCAGGAGUGGUUGCAGACCCAUUUUAGGUGUAGAUGGCUGCCACUUAAAGAGUGCCUAUGGAGGUCAACUUCUUUCUGCAGUGGGGCUGGAUGCAAAUAACACCACCUAUGUGGUGGCUUAUGCAAUAGUGGAACAAGACAGCAAGGAUUCUUGGCUGUGGUUUCUGAGGCUUUUACAAAAUGAUCUAAAUAGCACUGGAGAAGGAAAUGGAUUUACAUUUAUUUCUAACAAGCAAAAGGGGUUGCUUCCUGCAUGUGAAGAGGUUCUCCCUCUUCUUGAUCAGGUUCUGUAUCUUGCACAACCUUUAAGGAACCCUAAGCACUGGAGUAGAGCACAUUUUAACACAUUCUUGAAAUGUGAUGUGUUUCUGAAAAAUCUUUGUGAAAGUUUCAAUGCUUUCAUAUUACCAGCAAGAUCCAAACCUGUGAUUUCUAGCUUUGAAGAAAUCACGGUGAAGUUGAUGAAGAGGAUUGCAUUAAGGAAAGAGAAGAUGAGAAAAGUUGUGGAUCCUAUUUGCCCCAAGCCUAGGGAGAUUUUAGAGAAGAAUAAGGUUAAGUCUACAACUGAUUGCAUCUCUAGUGGUAUUGGGAGCCCUAAAAUAGAGGCGGAGAGCAUUGGAGGAGACAGGUAUCUGGUUGAACUGCAAAGAAGGAGCUGUGCUUGCAGAAGAUGGGAUCUAACAGGUAUACCUUGCAAGCAUGCCUGCUCUGCUAUCAACUUCAUGAGAGAACAGCCUGAUGCAUAUGUGGAUGCCUGCUAUUUGACCAAGACCUACAUGGACAUUUACUCCCACACAGUGAAGCGUGUGAAUGGGAUGGACUUGUGGAUGCCUUCUAAAGAACCUGCCAUCCUCUCUCCUUAG
Molecule: messenger RNA, 1170 nt
Organism: Rosa chinensis
Lineage: Eukaryota; Viridiplantae; Streptophyta; Magnoliopsida; Rosales; Rosaceae
Exons: 2
Coding region: 1-1170 (389 amino acids)
Molecular function (GO): zinc ion binding
Source: RefSeq, a predicted model, not a curated record